Gavia stellata (red-throated loon) is the source of this 1029-nucleotide messenger RNA. It is a transcript of the gene DMC1, whose product is annotated as DNA meiotic recombinase 1. Gene Ontology annotation, biological process: chromosome organization involved in meiotic cell cycle; DNA recombinase assembly; DNA repair. The transcript is spliced from 13 exons. NCBI's taxonomy places the organism in Eukaryota, Metazoa, Chordata, Aves, Gaviiformes, Gaviidae. Gene Ontology annotation, molecular function: single-stranded DNA binding; ATP hydrolysis activity; DNA strand exchange activity. The coding region runs from base 1 to 1029 and encodes 342 amino acids. Gene Ontology annotation, cellular component: nucleus; condensed nuclear chromosome. The record is from RefSeq and is a predicted model, not a curated record.
AUGAAGGCCAUGGAGGAUCAAGUAGUCCAAGAAGAGCCAGGAUACCAGGAUGAUGAGGAAUCCUUUUUUCAGGAUAUUGACCUACUACAGAAGCAUGGAAUUAAUGUAGCAGAUAUUAAAAAACUGAAGUCAGUUGGGAUCUGCACCAUCAAAGGCAUCCAGAUGACCACAAGACGGGCACUGUGCAAUGUAAAAGGGCUUUCAGAGGCCAAAGUAGACAAGAUUAAAGAAGCUGCAAACAAGCUUAUUGAACCAGGCUUCCUGACCGCCUUUGAGUACAGUGAAAAACGGAAGAUGGUAUUUCAUAUUACUACUGGCAGCCAGGAAUUUGAUAAACUUCUGGGUGGUGGGAUUGAAAGCAUGGCAAUCACUGAGGCCUUUGGAGAGUUCCGGACAGGCAAAACUCAGCUAUCUCACACCCUUUGUGUGACAGCUCAGCUUCCAGGACCAAAUGGCUACACAGGUGGAAAGAUCAUCUUCAUUGAUACUGAAAACACUUUCCGACCCGACCGUCUUCGUGACAUCGCUGAUCGCUUCAAUGUUGACCACGAUGCAGUACUUGACAAUGUGCUGUACGCACGUGCAUAUACUAGUGAACAUCAGAUGGAAUUGCUUGACUAUGUAGCAGCCAAAUUCCACGAGGAAGCUGGUAUCUUCAAGCUAUUGAUCAUUGACUCCAUAAUGGCACUUUUCCGUGUGGAUUUCAGUGGCCGUGGAGAGUUGGCUGAACGACAACAGAAACUGGCUCAGAUGCUGUCAAGGCUCCAAAAAAUAUCAGAAGAAUAUAAUGUGGCUGUGUUUGUGACCAACCAGAUGACUGCUGAUCCAGGAGCAACUAUGACCUUUCAGGCGGACCCAAAAAAGCCCAUUGGGGGCCACAUCCUUGCUCAUGCUUCAACUACCAGGAUUAGUUUGAGGAAAGGGAGAGGGGAGCUGCGUAUUGCAAAGAUAUACGAUAGCCCUGAGAUGCCUGAAAACGAAGCCACAUUUGCAAUAACUGCUGGAGGGAUUGGGGAUGCCAAAGAAUAG